AUGGCAGCAGCGGCACAUAGCACACAGCACACAGCGGUGGCGAUAGCUCUGGCGGCAAUGGCAGUGAACACCCACCGCCUACCUACAAUAAGCCUAUUGCUGCCGGUGGUGGUGGCGCGCUGGGUUCUAAGACCACCAGGCGGUGGAACUAGUGACAUUUUCGGCGGUGACCUUCCACAAACUCCGCGCAACGUCAAAAAUCACAUGCAAUCGAACAUUUUCUCAUGUGACAAAAAUGGCGCUAUCAAAAAUAACGGUGAUCAGCCACGUCGCGGACAGCAGAAAGUUGAUUCGUAUCAGCGUCUCUUCGGCGAACCAGAACGUCCAGGCACUCCCGCCAAGAAUCACAUGAAGAGCAACAUUCCAUUUGGUUCGAAUACUGAAGCCGCUCAAGAGUUAUUGGCUAAUGGUAAUGGUCAUCACAGCAAUGGCAAAGGUGGUUCGGUGUCGACCUCGACAUCGUCCUCGGUCUCGUCGUCUACUGAGAACUUGAAGAUGAAUGGUGUUUCAAAAACAGGUGAGUAA
Molecule: messenger RNA, 525 nt
Organism: Anastrepha ludens (Mexican fruit fly)
Lineage: Eukaryota; Metazoa; Arthropoda; Insecta; Diptera; Tephritidae
Product: microtubule-associated protein Jupiter-like
Exons: 3
Coding region: 1-525 (174 amino acids)
Cellular component (GO): nucleus
Source: RefSeq, a predicted model, not a curated record